This is a messenger RNA of Trematosphaeria pertusa, 1338 nucleotides long. RefSeq lists its product as uncharacterized. The transcript has a single exon. Lineage: Eukaryota; Fungi; Ascomycota; Dothideomycetes; Pleosporales; Trematosphaeriaceae. Bases 1 to 1338 code for a protein of 445 amino acids. The record is from RefSeq and is a predicted model, not a curated record.
AUGGAGAGCAGCCAGCAAGCAAGACAGGAUGGGGCAUGUUCUCAGCAAUGGUCAUCACGUUCACAAACCAACGGUCAAUCAGACUUAGUGCAAGAGGGCCCAAGGAAGGCAUCAUUGCCCGAAAAGUUCAAGGAAUUUUUUGGACUAGGUCGCAAAGAUUCCGGCUUUAACGACAGCACACUCGGCACACCUACCGGGAUCAAUUGUAACCCUCACACGCAGGGCGAAAUCGAUUAUUACGCUUCCACCCUCGAGUACACUCCAGAUCUCGAACGUUAUGCUAUACAAGGCGAGCUGCGCUUCGAGAAAGAGAGUAUAGACGCCUUGGAAACCUUCGAUGGACCUAGCAAUUACUACCGCGCCGAAGCGUACCACAAGCGCCUAUGCUCCGUGCAGCGACGAAGUCCCUACUGUGAUCGCCCGGAUGAAGACCCCGAGCAUCCGCCAACUCCUACUCCCCAGACCAACGCUGAUGCGGGAGUCCUCGACGAGCCCAAUCGUUGGCAGCACUUGAGUGGAUACAGUCCCGAACCGGCCCAGAAACGGAACCGCAUUGGCUCCUUACGCAACUUCGUCAGGUUAAAGACAUUGCGGAAACCGAAUCCCAAAGCCGUUGGACUAUCCCGCAAGGUCUCCAACGCUGAAUCCAUAAUCUCCACUACCGCGUUUUCGAGCGACCCGCAUCCCUUCGGCGUCGAACCGGAUCUACGACUCCCCCACAUCAACGAGCUUGGCUUGCUUCCCUCCAUAGAAGCGCCCUCUGUUGAGCACUCUUCACAAAUCCCGCAUCCAAACUUCACAUACACCAAUAGCGCAACAUCGUCCACGGUCGCGUUGCAUACUCUAUCAAGCAACGUCUCUAAUUACCAUUCUCCUCCCUUGUCGUACCAAGCGUCCCCAGCCGCCUCUUCGCACGCACUUCGCCAGAACUUCUCCACCCAAUCGUCCGCGCUCCCAUCAACAAAUCCAACAUAUCUCGCACCUCAACCAGCCAGCUUUUCCCUCAUGCCUACAUCAGCGCACCAUGGGCCCACGCACUCCGGACCUUCCCCUCUGCCCCCGGCUCGCGGCACGCCGGCACAGUCGCUCGUCCCAUCGGAUGCAACGCAGCGCACGGCCGUGGACGAUGCAUCCGGUCAUCAGAGCUUGGAGUUGAGGCGCACCGCAGACACUGAGCAACUUGCGCUCGCGCUGCAGAGUUUUCAGAUCACUGGAGACGCAACCUUGGGCUGGGAUGACGCCGAAGACCUCGAGAUGUGCGACGAGGAGGAAUGUGCAACAAAUGGUGAGUGCUGUGCUAUGCGGGGCAGGAGCCGGGUGAGGCGGCGAAACGGUUAG